AAAUCUGCUUUGUUAAAAUAAUUUGUUUUAAGAGUCGAGGGCGAUGUCGAAGAAGAAAAAAGUUAAAGGCGAAACAAAACGCCACGUAACGCAAAAAUCUAAGAGGCCCAAUGUGAAGGGGAUAAAGAAACAGGAACGUAAGAAAAUUAAGCAUUUUGGCUUACAGAAGAUAAAAAAUAAACAAAAUAUUAAAGAUAAUGUAUCGAGGUUCAAACCUAAAUUAGGUAUUCAAAACAAUGUUAAGAUUGGGUCAACGAAUAAUAAAACUGUUAAUGUUCCGCGUAAGUGUAAAAGUAACGAGAAAAUUGUAAAUAAAAAUUCCGCAACUGUGAGAAACGUAAAUGUAGUUAAAAAAUUAAAUAUAAAUAAGAUUAAUGCUAUGCUUAAUGCAAAUGAUAAUCAAAUGGGUUUCAAAGAUAAGAGAAAAUUACAGGUUCUAUCGCUGAGAGAGCGAAUGUUAUCUCAUUUAAGGUCGUCUCGAUUUAGAUAUUUGAACGAGCAGAUGUAUAAUAAUACGAGUUCAGAGAGUAAAGUAUAUUUUCAAGGUGAUCCGCAAGCAUUUUAUGCUUAUCACGAAGGAUACAAACAACAAGUAGCAAGAUGGCCAAUAAAUCCGUUGAAUGUCAUAAUUGAAUCUAUUUCUAAAAUGUAUGCUCUCGUUUCUUAUUUACAUCACAAACUACUUAUAAAAUUACUCACUUAUCAUAAAUAUCAUAAUAUUAAUUUUUUUUUUUUACUUAGGCCUGACAAUUAUGUUAUAGCGGAUUUUGGUUGUGGCGAUGCGAAACUCGCAAAUUCUGUUUCCCAUACGGUUCAUUCCUUCGAUUUGAUUGCUAUGAACGAUAAAGUAAAAGCCUGCGAUAUGGCUCACACCCCUCUUCUCACGGGACAUAUCAAUGUCGUUGUGUUUUGCCUCUCUCUCAUGGGCUCGAAUCUCAAAGAUUAUUUAUUAGAAGCUAAUCGUGUUCUUGGAAUGAACGGCAUCCUCAAGAUAGCAGAAAUUGAAAGUAGAUUUAAUAAAAUAGAUAACUUUAUUAAAUUAAUGUCCAAUUAUGGAUUUGUUAACACUUGGCAGGACUUAUCUAAUAAUUUAUUUUAUUUUUUGGAUUUUAAAAAGACAAAAGAUAUUUUAAGAAAAGAUGUAAAUAAGCUUCCAGAGUUAACACUGAAAUCUUGUUUGUACAAGAAGAGAUAAAUUUUUAUUUUAUAUAAUUAAUAAUAAAUC
Molecule: messenger RNA, 1225 nt
Organism: Ceratosolen solmsi marchali
Lineage: Eukaryota; Metazoa; Arthropoda; Insecta; Hymenoptera; Agaonidae
Product: ribosomal RNA-processing protein 8
Exons: 2
Coding region: 44-1195 (383 amino acids)
Biological process (GO): regulation of transcription by glucose; rDNA heterochromatin formation; cellular response to glucose starvation
Cellular component (GO): rDNA heterochromatin; chromatin silencing complex; nucleolus
Molecular function (GO): methyltransferase activity
Source: RefSeq, a predicted model, not a curated record